This is a messenger RNA of Etheostoma cragini (Arkansas darter), 579 nucleotides long. Its product is annotated as serum amyloid P-component-like. The record is from RefSeq and is a predicted model, not a curated record. The transcript is spliced from 3 exons. Lineage: Eukaryota; Metazoa; Chordata; Actinopteri; Perciformes; Percidae. The coding region runs from base 99 to 542 and encodes 147 amino acids.
AAUUUAGUGCUGUAACCGUCCGUCACAGGUCCUUUACAGACCUCAAACGAGAACACGCUCUUUUCUCAUUGGCCACACAAGCUUAUACCAAUGCCUUCAUGAUUCAAUGGCACAAAAUAAAGAAGGAGAAACAACCCCAUAUAAGGGAUCAAAAGACACAAUACAGAGAGCAGGACUACAAACCGAACAUGUGGCACUCCGUUUGUACCACAUGGGACUCUUCAUCUGGACUGGUGCAGCUGUGGUUUGAUGGACGACCUUCUAUUAGGAAAUAUAUCACGUCUGAGGCAAUCAGAGGAUCCCCCAUGAUUAUCAUAGGACAGGAGCAGGACAGCCAUGGUGGGGGGUUUGACCUGAAGCAGUGUUUCGUUGGCAUGAUGUCUGAUGUCCACAUGUGGGACUACACCCUCUCCCCAUGUGAGAUGCAGAAGUAUGUGGAUGAUCUAAACUUCACUCCAGGGAAUCUUCUCAACUGGAGUGCGAUGGAGUUUCAGAUUAUAGACAAAGUUCUGAUAGAAGAUAAACUAAUGACCUGUCACUAAAAUGUAAACAACACCAUCUAUAUACAGUAUUAGAAAG